Vitis vinifera (wine grape) is the source of this 782-nucleotide messenger RNA. RefSeq lists its product as uncharacterized. The transcript is spliced from 3 exons. Lineage: Eukaryota; Viridiplantae; Streptophyta; Magnoliopsida; Vitales; Vitaceae. The record is from RefSeq and is a predicted model, not a curated record. The coding region runs from base 110 to 604 and encodes 164 amino acids.
ACUAGUUAGCUAUUUUAAUUUCAUCUCUUUUUUUUCUUUCUCUCUCUAUUUUUGUUUUGAAGCUCAAUUCGAAGUACUUAAAAGUUAGCACGCUACUUUUCUCAAGGAAAUGUCUUCCAUGUCAUCGACCCCUAAGAUGAGCUUGAAGCUUCUAAUCAACAAAAAGGAUGAUAAAGUUGUCUUUGCUGAAGCUGAAUAUGAUUUCAUAGAUUUCCUAUUCAACCUCCUAACUUUGCCCAUUGGCACCAUCGUGAGUUUACUUCCAAAAGAAAAUUGCCUAAGAAACCUACAUAAAAGUAUCAACAAACUGGAAGAAGCUUCCUUGCUGCCACAAAGUGUGGACGCUAUUCUUCGUUUCUUUGAUCUUCCUUUGUCAUCAAGUGAUAGACAUGUGAAGGACGGCUUAGUUACCUACAUGGUGGCUGAUGACUUGUCGGUAACACCCAUGUCCAUGACAUCAACCAUGGCUCUGUUUAAGAAGUACAACAUACAAGAAGUUGAUGUUCUUGAGGAAAAGGUGGUUUCAAUUGAGUUUGUAGGGGCUUUGCGCUUGUUGCAUUGUGCUUUGCAUUCCAAGGAAGCUCUCACUAAGGACUUCCUUUAGAAAGAAGAAACAAAAACAAAAGAAGGAUAAGGGGAUGAUUUAGUUUGUUCUCCUCCCUUACAAUCUAUAAAUUUGGUUGUUUGAGGGCUAAACCAUUGGAGUAUGUAAACUCUCUUUGUUCUUGAAUUUGUAACAAUAAAAAAGUCCUGAAUCUCUAAAUAAUGUUUAUGCUUAAUUG